Molecule: messenger RNA, 892 nt
Organism: Linum tenue
Lineage: Eukaryota; Viridiplantae; Streptophyta; Magnoliopsida; Malpighiales; Linaceae
Source: the annotation of a GenBank genome assembly
CACGAAGUUAUUAACUCGGCGGAGAAAAAACCCUAACCUAGUUAUAAGAUUCCCAAUUCUUCGUCGCCCUCUUCUUCCAUCGUUAGCAGAAAGAGGAGCGAGAAGCCGCCACUCUAAGCCAUCUGCAUCCUGGGCGCCGACCUAACGAAGGCUAAGGACCAAAAUGGCGACAUAUGCUGCGAUUAAGCCUGCAAAGGCUGGGAUUGAGGAGCCACAAGAGCAAACUCACAAGAUCAGGAUCACUCUUUCCUCCAAGAACGUGAAGAACCUCGAGAAAGUUUGCGGUGAUUUGAUUCGCGGUGCCAAGGACAAGAGGUUGAGAGUUAAGGGUCCGGUGAGAAUGCCCACCAAGACUCUUCUUAUUACUACCAGGAAGUCUCCUUGUGGUGAAGGAACCAACACCUUUGACAGAUUUGAGCUCCGUGUUCACAAGCGCAUCAUUGACCUGUUCAGUUCCCCUGAGGUGGUGAAGCAGAUUACCUCCAUCACCAUUGAGCCAGGUGUUGAGGUGGAAGUCACAAUCGCUGAUGCUUGAGGAUGUCCUCCGUUUGGCUGUCAUGGAUCCUUCGUGUUUUGGCUUCUACAGUAGUUUAUUCUAGUACCGGUCAGUCCGAGUUGGGAGGGUGUGGAUGUUUACAUGUUAUUGAAUCCUAUGUUCCAGUCAAUACUGCUUAGAGGCUAUUGUAUUACGAGCUGUGUACCUGCUGUUGUUUUUCAUUUCGAGAGAUUCUGUUAAUGCAGAAAAGAGAAUUUUGCUUCACAAGUUAUCUGUUACUUUAGUUGAAUGUUGAAUCUGCAAUAGAUGCUCCAAGUUUAGAACCUUACGCUUGCAAGGUGGGGACUUUUAAUUAGGUGUUUGGUUCAGAUUAGAAAUGCUCUAUUCAUAUGACCA